CUGAUUCUCGUUCUUGUCCAAAUUACAGAAAUUCGACAGAGAAACUCUCUACAUCGACAAAGUUUUUCCUGAUUCGACAGAGAUGAGGACGGCGGCAUUUUCACCAUCAAACCAUUGGAACGCCACCUUCCGGAACUCCCAUUUCACCACACAACGUUCUAAAACCAACGCUGACCCAUUUCUUUUCAACACCAAGAACCCUUUGAAUCACCGUCAAGUUCAUCCACCAUUUCCUUCCUUCUCCAUAAACCCCUCAAAAAACCCACCAAUACCCAUUUCUCAAGAUCCCAACUUUCACCCGCUGCCGUUAGUGGUCGUCGGAUCCGCGAACGCCGAUAUAUAUGUUGAGAUUGAGCGGCUGCCGAAUGAGGGAGAGACGAUCUCGGCCACCUCCGGUCAGACCCUAGCCGGCGGCAAGGGCGCGAACCAAGCCGCUUGCGGCGGGAAAUUGCGUUAUCCGACUUAUUUCUUGGGCCAGGUUGGCGAAGACGCUCACGGGAAGCUGGUUUCUCAGGCACUCGAGGAUAGUGGGGUCAAUCUUGAUCAUCUUAACAUCGUGAGUGGGACGCCCACUGGGCAUGCGGUGGUGAUGUUGCAAUCUGAUGGGCAGAACUCGAUCAUCAUCAUCGGUGGGACCAACAUGUGCUCUUGGCCUGAGGUUUUGCCUGAUGAGGACUUGGAGCUCGUGAAGAAUGCUGGGAUUGUUCUGCUCCAGAGGGAAAUUCCUGAUUUUGUCAACAAUCAAGUCGCCAAGGCUGCAAGGAGCGCAGGUGUUCCAGUCAUUUUGGAUGCUGGGGGAAUGGAUACACCAAUUCCUCGUGAACUUUUGAGCUCUGUUGACAUAUUUAGCCCAAAUGAAACCGAGCUCGCUCGCCUAACUGCAAUGCCCACGGAAAGUUUCGAACAAAUCUGCCAAGCCGUAGCAAAGUUUCACGAAAUGGGAAUUAAGCAAGUAUUACUAAAACUUGGGGACAAAGGCUCUGCUUUGUUCAUAGAAGGAGAAAACCCAAUCAAGCAACCCAUCAUAAAAGCAAAGAAGGUCCUCGACACGACUGGAGCUGGUGACACGUUUACUGCUGCUUUUGCCGUGGCUCAUGUCGAGGGCAAAUCGAAAGCAGAGUGCCUCAGAUUUGCCGCGGCAGCAGCUGCCCUCUGUGUCCAAGCAAAGGGCGCCAUUCCUAGCAUGCCGGUUAGAGAAUCGGUUUCAGACCUUCUGCAGUCUCUCUGAAGAUUUCGACAUUAGACAGUCUUCACAAUGUAACGUAUGGAACAAUAGCAGAGUGUUUUUUAAUAAAGAGCUGAUGAGGAGCAAGCCGACAAUGAUUUUUUGUAGAUAAAAGAAAGAUGGCAUGCCCACUUUUGACUGUGCUGGAAGUACAGGGGCAUCUAAGCACUGUUACUGUACACUAAACAAAUAAUUAACUGCUUGCUAAAAUGAACAUUAUUUGUAUUGGUGACUUUGCAUCUAAAAAGCUACAUGUUGCUGUGUUCUAA
Molecule: messenger RNA, 1494 nt
Organism: Rhodamnia argentea
Lineage: Eukaryota; Viridiplantae; Streptophyta; Magnoliopsida; Myrtales; Myrtaceae
Product: ribokinase
Exons: 4
Coding region: 83-1228 (381 amino acids)
Biological process (GO): D-ribose metabolic process
Molecular function (GO): ribokinase activity
Source: RefSeq, a predicted model, not a curated record